This is a messenger RNA of Aspergillus saccharolyticus JOP 1030-1, 1309 nucleotides long. RefSeq lists its product as uncharacterized. Bases 128 to 991 code for a protein of 287 amino acids. NCBI's taxonomy places the organism in Eukaryota, Fungi, Ascomycota, Eurotiomycetes, Eurotiales, Aspergillaceae. The transcript has 2 exons. The record is from RefSeq and is a predicted model, not a curated record.
UCAGCAUCAUCAGCAUUAUCACAGAGUCUAAUCUCCAUCUCAACCCUCAGUUUCCUGCUCACAUCCACAACUCAAUCUCCCAACCAACCAACCAACCAACCAAUCAACCAAUCAACAAUCAAUCACAAUGGCCAUCCUCGCGAAGACUUCUUCCCUGGCUUGCUUCCUCAUUGCCUGCCUCUUCUUCUCGUCUCUCAUCCAGGCACUUCCCGUCCCUGGCUCCAAGGCUCCAGCGGGGGUAACCUCCUUGGCUGCACGCUCACCGCGCGAAAUCCCCUCCGACAGCGAUGACAACGGCAUCCUGAACGGCCUCCUCGAGGCCCUGGGCCUGCCCAAUCUCACCAAGCUCAACCACUGGAAAGACCUCAACGAGCCAAAAGGCUCCCACUCGGACCCGGACACCGACACCGACACCGACACCGAUCCUGAUACCGAGACCGAUCCCGAGACCGACGCAGAGGCAGACCAAGACCCUGAAGAAGAAGAGUCGCCUGCCGAGGAAGACACCGAGGAAGACACCGAGGAAGACUCCUCCCCAUUCACCGAUUUCUCCGCCGACACCGACUUUCCCACCGAGCCAACCGACUCCUCCGACGCAAACCCUAACCCUCACAACCACUUCUCCACCUCCUCCUACAGCAACCCUUUCCUCCCCGAUACCUUCAAAAACAACUUCAAAGACUCCCUCAAGGACUCCCUCAUGAACUGGCGCGAUAACUACACCCCCUCCGUCGACGACGGCAACAACCUCACCCCUACCGUCGACACCGCCGAUGAUCUGACCGAGACGGACGCCGACCAGACCAACAACAACAACGGGGCGUUGGCGGAUGCGGCUUCGAGCGCCUCGACCAUGAACUCGGAGGAUCAGGGUCAGAGUCUCCCCCGGCCGUCCAAGAAUCCUCAGGGGUUCGUGUCUGGGUUGACGCAGCGGUUGGAGGAUACGUUGAAGGCGGCGUUUGAUAGUCAGGAUGAGUUGACGCUCUUUUAGUCUGCUUUGUUUGGGGGUUUUGUUCUCUUUUUUGAAUGGUUGGUGUUGAAUUGCAUUGAAUUUGGGUGUUACUGGUGUUGAUUUGCUGAUUAGGCGUUGGGAUAUCGGAGUCUGGGAUUAUUUCUGUCUUUAUUUUUUUCCCGCCUUUUGGGCUAUCUGGGUGUGUGUGGUUGGUGUUUGGAACAAAAGAUCGGAGAACUCAGGGUUACUAGUUUAUCGUGAGGGAUUGUUGGCUUUGGAUGGUGGAUGGACUUGUAGUAUAGAUAACUUGCAUAGAUAAGAUUCUGAUAGAUAAUAACAGAGCAGUCUGACUUAACA